CGAGAACGGCGCGUUCCGAGACGGUUCCACGGUGCCACGGUUCCACGAUUCUCGGUUCCCGGUUCUCGGUUCAGCAAGACCGAUUACACACACCUAGUGGAGCUAGUGGGGGUUUCGAGCGAGUUGGCCGGCCAAGUGAAAGAGUGUAGUCAAGUCGAGCCGCAGUCCUAUGUCGACCUCAGCCUGCGAUAGAUUCGUAUCGUAGAAUUGAUCCACGAUCGAUCGACCGGCUUUCCUUGAACUUAUUUGGACUGAGCGAGUUGAGCAGUGCGAAGGGGGCCAGAGGCUGCGGAAGGAAGAAGAAGAGGCAAGAGGUUCAGCUGACCCAGGAACCCUUCGAGCGAGGUCAACCUUACCUGAGGAAGAGCCACAUCCUUUCAGCCACUCGAUCUUGGCUCUUCGUUUGCCGAACAUAUAAGGAUACCACCGUCUCCAUCCUCAGCUCCAGCAGGACCUCUCGGAGGUUUUAUCUAGGAUUUAUUCCAGGAGAUGCUACCGAAGCCGCAGUGCUGCUGAGGCCACGUCUGAGUAAAUAACAUGUUAGCCAAGGCGAAAAUGCGGACAGUCCUGUUUCUUCUGACAGUCCUGAUCCUGACGCUGUCAGGACGUGCAUACGGAUUGUGCAUUUUGGAAAAUGCAACGUUCGCUCACUGCACUGAUCUGGAGGAUGCGAGAUACAUUAAUACCUACGACCUGGAGAAGCUCAAGGCAUCGGUGCAUACGAAGAUGCUGGAUCAUCGAUCAUUCGAGAACUUCACUAGCCUUAGGAAAUUGGACCUUUCUGAAGGAAACAUAGAAAAUAUCGAGUUUGGGACAUUCCGGAAGCUGAGUCACUUGGAAAAUUUGAACUUGGCUGGUAACCGUAUCGCCCAAUUGAAACUGACGGUAUUCGAGGGCUUGCAGAACCUGCAGACUUUGGAUCUCAGGCGGAACUCCAUAAAGCAAUUAUCGCCAGCUCUGAUAAAGCUGAAAAAUCUGAAGAUCCUGGACCUAUCAGGCAAUCCUCUGGAUUGCAACUGCGCCACGAUCAAGGUUCGUGAUCUUCUUGUGGCAAACGGUGUCAGAAUGUCCAAGAAGAUCCUCUGCGCCAGUCCGCCAAUACUUAAGGGUGCUUCCCUGAUGAAGCCUAAUGCUGGGGUUUCCUGCAUGUUCGAAGAGCAAGACAAAGAAAUGCAGGCUGAUGAACCCGUCGAUAUCGAAGGAUCCGGUGAUCUUGGUUCCGGAGAUGCUUUUGAAGAACUGGACCAAAACUUAGAUGAAGACGAGGAUCUUUUCGAUGAAGAAGUAGAACCACCUUCGCCUCCGACAACAGAGGCGGAAACACCUGUGCCAAACGUUCCUUCGACUGCGGCUAGUCAGGCGUCAUCUGCAGCUGCACCCGUUCUCUUGUCCCUUGGAUUAGUACCUCAAGACAAUACUACCGAAUCACCAGUAUCAAAUAGUCCAGCUUCAUCGGAAACUACUUUCGAACGGGACGAUAGUCUCUUCUUUGAAACCGAGGAUGUAACUGAAGAAGAGCCUCCAUCAACUACAGAACCUACCGAAAAGAAAGACGAGCUUAGUGAUGACCUUUUGAUUCCUGUCUACGUAGAACAGGUAUCGUCUGUACUGUCCUCGACUCCAAAGUCUAGUGAGAAGACACACAAGUUUACGGACGAGCUGAUUAUUCCUGUAGAAGGUUCAGGAACGGAAGAUAUUGGUUCGGGUGCCGAAGGAUCAGGUUCAGACUUUCCUCUGACCGAUUGGACUCAUUCAGGCAGUGAAGUUAGUCGGGAAUUCGGGAGACCAGAAUCAUCUACCGUGGAAUCAGUCGUUGUUGAAUCUUCAACUACAGAGAAUCCCGAUACGAGUACCUCAGACAACAGUGGAAAUCCGUUCGACAUUAUUCUUGGCCUUUUUUGGAGCCCCACGGACGCUCCGGAAGAGAAGAAGGAGGUUGCAUUGGAGGAGGAAGAGUUCAUCGACGUCUCCUCCGAGAGUAGCCUAGGACCUAGUGGAACACCUGCUGAGGAAGAAAUCCUGCCCCCUAUGGCGGCAGUUCCAGUGGAACCAUCGAUAUCUGCAGAAAACAACGAACCAUCAGACAUAGAGCCUAUAGUUCCCCUAAUCUCGCGCAUGGGAAUUAUUCCUGAGUCGAGUGAUAAGGAGUCUUCAUCAGGUUCCAAUACUGCUGGGAACGUGGGUUCCGACAAGGUCGACGCUAGCGCUGGUACCAAUGAAGAAAUGGCCGACGUCUCUCCAACUCGUCAAGCCAAGAAAGGAACGGGGUCAUACGUAGUUUUGGCUGCUCUCUUGGCAAUCUUGGCAGCACUCAUUGGUUUCGCAGCAUACAAGGGCGACUUCUGUAGGAAGAAGAGGAAACGCAGAGACGUAGAGAAUGGCCGAGAACUUCAAGACAUGCAGAAAUCACUUUUGGAUGGCAGCAAUGCCAACCGACCAAAGAUAUCAUCCAAUGGAAAUGCAGAAAACGCACCACUGGUAGGGUCACAAGGUCAGCACUGGAGUGAACAAAGGGACUUGCGACCUUGGCAGGACCACCAGGAGCCAGCAGUCGUCGAUCCAAAAUCCAAGUAUGAAGAAGCCGUGCAGGAUGCUGUUGAUCCUGUGAAACCGCCAAGAAAAUCCUUGACAAGUCCAGAGGAAGCUAGAACUGAAACAAAGGACAUACCCUCGGACUCGCCAAUUGAGUACAGAGCAGGUGGGGUUGCGAUAAUAAGAAACCCUCCACAGCCAGUAUUGGCACCCCUGCAUAGAUCACCAAGUCCCAUCCACGCGUCCAAUGGACCACCCUUGAGUCCUGGUGCGGAAAGAGUCAAGAUUUUAAUGCAGGAGAACCCGGACAGCAUACCCAAGACGCCCAUUCUCAUAACGAGAACAAAGGCCGGAGAGAACCUAGUCAAAGCACCCUAGAAACCGCAAUUUCCAUAUCGAGAAAAAUUGAGAGAAGAUGCAAAUCUUAUAUGAACUCGUGUUUCUAAGCGUAAGAAAACACUUUAAAGCGCCAAGAUCAAGUCUACCGGAGGCGUAGGCCCAAUUUGGGGACCUAUGCCUUGUAUUCCUAGGGCAUCAAAGGCCCCGUAAGACAGGAUUAUUCAUCGUGGAAAAAAGGCAUCCCCAUCAUCGAGACUCGCCCUUUCCUCGCGCUUCUUUCUUCCUGCUUCCUCAAGCCUCCCCCGAUAAAAUUAGUUCGCGGAACCCGAGACCCAAAGUGGGUCGAUGAUUCGAGGUCGAGAGUGUACAUAAAAAUUAUCUUAGGCUUUUCGUGCGACGAAGACUAGUCAGUUCUCUUUUAACCCCGUACUGACCUACGUUGCGUUGACCCCUUUGCCUGAAUUCUUGGGUGUUCGUGAAAACUGGAGCACGUGGUCUCCCAAUUGAAACUCCAAUCGUAACGUUUAUUUUUUUCCCCAACUGCCAUUGGAGACAUUCGUAAUUUAGAUUUCUGCGAGGAUGAUCCUCGCGCAACAGGAACAUUCCAUGAACAAUCGAUGCGUCACAAACAAUUGACUGUAAAUCCCAUAAACGCAAGUGACCUGGCUUUCCGAACACCCUAACUUUACUAUAAUAUAGAUAUACACUAGUAAGGACUCGUCAACAUGAAUUAACGCGUAAACGGAAUAGAAUUACGUAUAUAUGCAUAUCAUAUACAUACGUAUGUAUAAGUCAUUAUAAAUAUUUAAUCACUAAAAGCUAAUAUAAAACGGACACACGGAUGAAGUAAGGACCGUGAAUGGACGAACGGCGAUUGGAUCUUCCUUUAGCAGAGACCGAUGCAUCGUUGUUCAAAGGCUCAAAGGCUCAACGUGUCCCGAUUAAUAUCCUUCCAUUCAGGAUGUGUUCAGGUUCGCGAUGGGUGAAAGAAUUUGACGUUAAUCAUUAUUUAUUUCGUUAAAUAUGUAAACGAGUUCUUUGUUACUCGUCCCAAGCAUUUAGUUAGUAUAUAAUGCGAUAUUUGUUUUCGUUUAAGAUAUUAGCAUAUAAUGAAAAUUGAUAUAGAUUAUACAAUUGCUUAGUCGGCAGUACCACGGUUAGGAUCUUUGCAUAUUAUGUAUACAUACGUACGUCUGUUAAGCCAAAUGAAUUGAAAUGUAUGUGUCUAUAAUUUAGCAUAUAAGCGAGUGAGACUAUAGGUAGCGAUGCAGCUCGGUGCAUUUAGCAUUAAAAUGCACCCGUUAAUAAAAACGAUGUACGAAGGUAACCAAAGGAGGUGGAAGUCCUUACGAUAAGG
Molecule: messenger RNA, 4228 nt
Organism: Cephus cinctus (wheat stem sawfly)
Lineage: Eukaryota; Metazoa; Arthropoda; Insecta; Hymenoptera; Cephidae
Gene: wdp
Product: protein windpipe
Exons: 3
Coding region: 538-2910 (790 amino acids)
Cellular component (GO): plasma membrane
Molecular function (GO): protein binding
Source: RefSeq, a predicted model, not a curated record